Molecule: messenger RNA, 1470 nt
Organism: Cladophialophora psammophila CBS 110553
Lineage: Eukaryota; Fungi; Ascomycota; Eurotiomycetes; Chaetothyriales; Herpotrichiellaceae
Exons: 4
Coding region: 1-1470 (489 amino acids)
Source: RefSeq, a predicted model, not a curated record
AUGAAGACGCCCAGCAGGAAUGCUAAGCUGGCACGGGAAUGGAAUUCUUGCCGUGCUACCGACUUCAUCCACGAGGGCCAAGAAUCACAGGUUCAAAACGUCGAGUUGAGCAGCACACAAACAGAUUCCUCUACAUCCUCAUUCAAACAUGGCAAGGGGGAUGUAGUACUCUCUCCUUCCAACCCUGACGUCUGGUCCUGUUUCGACGCAUUUUCCUCAUUCGACCUCUCGUUCGACACAACGUGUGCAUCGCCAUUGGCGAAUAUUCCGCCAGGUCCGACUCCCAGUGCGUCAGAUGAAAGAAUAGAUGGGGGUUCGCUCUCCAUGUCUUUCGCUCCAUCUCUCGAGGACCAAGCUACGUCCUUUUUCUUCCACCACUAUGUGCUCAAAGAGCUAGCUAGCCCAUACAAUCACCUUGCGUCCCUGCCCAUAGUCUCGGGCCAGAGCAGUGGGAUCAAGGUUCUAUCAGGCAUGGUCAUUUCAAUCGGCGCUGCCGGAAUCUCCAAUCUGCGAGAUGACCCUGACCUAAUGCAUGCCGCGGAAAAAAUCUAUUCCUCAACCAUACAACGAUUACAGACUCUCCUCCGCGACCAAAGUCGAAUCCAAAAGAAUCAAACCAUGAUCUUAGUGCUGCUUCUAGCACUAUAUGAAACCGUCACUUGUUCUACUCCUCAAUCAAUAAGAACCUGGAGUCGCCACGUCAGGGGUGCCACCGCAUUACUGUCAAUUAAAAGACAAGACACGUUGCACCCCACAGCCGUUCAGGACGUACACAUGCAUCUACGUCUGCAAAUUAUAAUCGAUUGUCUCCAAAGAAGAAUCUCGAUUCCUCACAUCGUGGCAGACUGGACUCUCCUUGGCGGCAACGAAGCCAUCCGUCAAGCAGUCUCCAUCGACUCAGAGCUCGAAACCUGGUUGGUGUACACUCUCAUAACAUGCGCUUUCAACGAGGUGUUCGAUUUCGAACACCCUGACGACGUCUUCUUUGGUUGCUAUCAUGUCUACUCCGAAACCCGUGUCGCCCUGUUAUGGAACCACUACCGAACGCUCCGAAUGCUCACCAACGAAAUCAUCCUGGAUGCCUUCUACUCGAGUGAAGUUGGCAGCGCCUGGUACCAGCAGCGCCAGCGCCUCGUUUCCGAACAGCUCCUCAAGAAACUCACGACUGAUAUUUGCGCCAGUGUCCCGCCUCUGCUGGGGUAUCCUGAUGGGUCGUCAGCCGCGCGGGUGAUGAUCGGGACGCUGCUUCUCUGGCCGUUGUAUGCGUGUGCCGCACAAAACUAUGCCUCGCCGAAGACGAGAGAGUGGGUCAUUAUUCAGUUCGAGAGGAUCGGGGGGGCAAUGGGCAUUCGCCUGGCAACCUUGCUGGGCAGGGCGCUGAGGGCCAGAGGCAACGAUACAGCCUGGAGUGUAAUUGAUGCAGAGAAAAGACGAAAGACAGUCAUUCAAGAAAUCGAGGAGAACUGGUGA